This is a messenger RNA of Plasmodium fragile, 861 nucleotides long. RefSeq lists its product as uncharacterized. Lineage: Eukaryota; Apicomplexa; Aconoidasida; Haemosporida; Plasmodiidae. The record is from RefSeq and is a predicted model, not a curated record. The annotation marks the transcript as partial. The transcript is spliced from 3 exons.
CAUCCAGAUGACUUCGAAACACAAGAACAACAUGUCGCCAAAGUGCAUAAGAGAGUUGCCCGAAGUUUAGCAAAGGUAAAAGCAACUCCAUCAGACCACGACCUUGUAUUAGAUCCGAUGGCAUUCGAACACUAUGACGAUGAUGAAGAAACCUAUGAAGGUGCCUACGACGAUGUCGACGAACCUUAUGCACAAACCUAUGCAUCUCGUCCUAAACGAAUAUAUUGUCGCGAACAAUGCACGACACCAAAAAAACGAUGUUAUAGAGACGGAGCAGGAGCUAUUCUAAAAGAACGGAAAGUCGUGGAGUACGAGAUACCACAAGAAGUCCAUUAUGAAAGAAAGUGCAAAAUGGAACAUGAUGCAAGGGAAGAAGAAAUUUAUAACGGCGACAAAUUAUCUGCCGAUGUUGCAGUCGCCGAGUCAAUUGAAAAAUCUAGCACAUCCGUUUCGAAGGUUGGUGCACAAGGGUCAUUGCCGCCAUCCAAACAAAAUAAAGGACAAGGUGCAAAAACGCAACAGGCGCCGAAAGGAUCUUCGGGUACAGGAACGAGCGCAAGCACCGGAAGCACAAAGAAUGGGAAGCAGAACGAUGCCGUUAAAAUGAAACCCGGAAGAGACUUUAGUAGACGGAAAUUGGCCACAUAUAUUCUAUAUAGGUACUGCAAGUUCUUCGUUGCGGCUAUUGUCAUUUACUGUGCAAUAAUGGUGGAAUGGGUGUACUCAGUAUGUUUUCACUUCUGCUAUUCCGGUGCUGCUACCGAAAGCGAAGGCAAAAAUGCCGAAGAAAGUUUUGAAAGCACAAAAUUGCGUCCGAAGGAAUAUCACAAAGCGCAACUGCUCCGGAAAAAUCAGAGGUAA